CGCUCACAAGCAUUACACACUCUGAUUAAGCCGUCCAUUCAUUCAUUCAGACUAUGCAAGUAUGCACUGUUUUGUCAAGCAGAUCUAGCCCAGCUCGAACGUUGUCACACCGUACCUACACACACAGCAAAGUACAGCAGCAACAGCCAUCAGAGAGAGGCGGGGAGCUGCAGAGAGAGACCGACGUGAGCUGUCUGACUAUCCCAGGGUUGUUGUGGUCAGGCCAUACCUGACGCAUACACACAGCACACACGAAGAGUAUCCAUCCACCAUACGAGAAGCGCCAAGCCACCCACCCACUCACCAUUUGUUGAGGCCGCCAUUGAGGUGACUGACUUCGCUGCCGUCCGAGUGCUGCGGUUUGAGAUACAUCCGGCUGGUGCGGAACACCUCACCCAUCCCGUACCUGAACAGGGACGAUCAGACAUCGUCAUGCUCGAAUGAGGCGCUUCUCAACGUGGGCCUACGUGUCUGGCAGGUGAUGGCUGUGUGGGUUCUUGUCGGUGUCAAUGCAGUCCAGGUAGACGGGAAUGGUCGAUGAGCCACCUGCAGGCGACAGACAAACAUGAAAGAACGGAAAACGGCCCCUGCUGUCUGUCGCGGCGCUGCUGCCCACCUGACAACUCUUUGGCCUUGCUGUCCUUGACGAGGUCCACAGCGGCGCCGAACAGCGCCUCAGCAGUGGGCAAGCCGUCAGCGAAUAAAGGGCCAACUUUGAACCCGCGGAAGCACUCGCGAAUCACGAUAUAGCCCUCAAUGUUGCCAUCGUUGGCUCGAUGGAUGAAGCACGCAUUGUUCUUGACCCACGGCAGCAGGAAGCUCCGCCGGCCGCAGCCGAACACCGCUGCGUCAUAAGCCACCAGCUGAUCAAACACAGCCGCGUCAUCAGCCGACAGCCGGCUCACGCCGCUGGCUGACGCGUCAUCCCUCUCGAUGACUGUGGUCGAUGUCACCCUGAGCUCAUAGCGGACCGACGAGAAGGCCACCUCAAAGCCGCUCUUUGCGUAUCUGUCUCUCUGCUCGACCACCGCAUCGAGUCCGAAGACGACAUCAGAGCCGCCGUCACGCUGGCGGCCGUGCUCCAGUGCACCGUUCCACAGUGCUGCCCCGAUGCCCUUGCGACGAUGCUCCUGGGCAACGAUGAAGAAACCGAGGAAGCAGUAGCGGAAUGGGCGGCCGUCUGUCGUUGUGAGUGGGUACUGGACACACGAGAUGCAGCCGAUGGGGACGGUGCCUGGAUUGGGAGACUUGGACUCGGCGACAAUGUAGCCCUCGCUGUCAGUCGCGAGGAAGGCGGACGCGUCGGACAAACCAGGAUUCCUGCGUUCGACAAGUGAAUUGACAUGCGUCGCAACAACUUAGAUCUGCGAUUGCUUUGGCUCUUACCAUCCCUCCUGCCGUGCCAUCUCGACACAGAACUGCACCUCAGCAUCGCCCUUCAUCAAACGCAAGGCCAGCGCUUGCAUGCCCUCAACAGAUCUUGGAAACAUUGGAAUGGACCAAAAAUGAUCAAGCCACCACCCCGAGGCUUCCACAGGCUUCUGGGAUGCCGGAAGC
Messenger RNA from Vitrella brassicaformis, 1557 nucleotides. Lineage: Eukaryota; Vitrellaceae. The record is from the annotation of a GenBank genome assembly.